This is a messenger RNA of Clavispora lusitaniae ATCC 42720, 5595 nucleotides long. RefSeq names its product bifunctional urea carboxylase/allophanate hydrolase (gene DUR1,2). Gene Ontology annotation, cellular component: mitochondrion. The record is from RefSeq and is a predicted model, not a curated record. Gene Ontology annotation, molecular function: urea carboxylase activity; methylcrotonoyl-CoA carboxylase activity; ATP binding. NCBI's taxonomy places the organism in Eukaryota, Fungi, Ascomycota, Pichiomycetes, Serinales, Metschnikowiaceae.
AUGGCUUGGUGUCGCGUGUCGCGGCGUACUCCGAUGUCGCGCAUGUCGGCGCCGCGGCGCCCCGUUGUCGCCUGCCGUUUCGGGAUCCUCCGAGCACUCUAUCUAUAUAGGUAUAUAUCUCAUCACACCCAUCUCCAACAUACCAAAUUCUCUUCUUCUUUCCUCAUGCCUUCUUGUAUCGGCUGGUCCGUCGAGGACUGGAAGCAAUAUCAUUACAGCGCCACGCCAGAUGAUUCCUUUGCGUUGUUGCUGCAACUCCUAAGCUCGCAGAGCCAAAGUGAUCCAGCGUGGAUUUCGCUUGCGUCCAAGGAAAGCUUACUGCACCAAUGGCGUUUCCUCCAGUCACACUCGGACAAGACAAGUCUCCCGCUUUACGGUGUCCCCGUUGCGGUCAAGGACAACAUCGAUGUCAAAGGAAUGGAAACGACUGCGGCAUGUCCAUCUUUUGCCUAUUCUCCAACUGAAGACGCUACGACGGUUCGUCUUUUGCGCAGUGCCGGUGCCAUUGUCAUUGGCAAGACCAACUUGGACCAGUUUGCCACUGGUCUUGUGGGCACUAGAUCGCCAUACGGCAUCACGCCCAACACUUUCGACUCUCGAUAUGUGUGCGGCGGCUCUUCCGCCGGAUCAGCGUCGGUGGUUGCCCGCGGAAUUGUUCCGCUUUCGUUGGGCACAGACACGGCUGGCUCGGGCCGUGUUCCAGCGGCAUUGAACAACUUGAUCGGACUCAAACCGACCAAAGGUGUUUUCUCGGCCGCAGGAGUAGUGCCUGCUUGCAAGUCCUUGGACUGUGUUUCUGUGUUUGCGCAGAAUUUGCAAGACGCCCAGAUGGCAUUCAACAUUUUGGCGCAGGCCGACGGGGCGCACGACGCAUAUUCUCGCGCCAUGCCGCCCAACGCCCGCUUGACAUUUGGCCCGAGCGCGCGCGUGGCCGUGCCCAAAGAGUUGGUUUGGUGCGGCGAAGAGGAAAACCCGGCCUUAUUUGAGCGCGCUGUUUCGCAUGUCGCUAGCACAGGCAGUGAGAUUUCCUCCAUCGAUAUUGGGCCUUUGCUCGACUUGGCCAAGUGCCUCUACGAGGGUCCUUGGGUCGCGGAGCGGUACUGGGCGGCGCGCGAAUUUUUGGCGUCCAACCCGCCCGAAAAGGACUUGGAUCCGACCGUCGCCCGCAUCAUUCGCGGCGGCGAAAAGUACUCGGCCGCCGAUGCCUUUGGCUUCGAGUACAAGCGCCAGGCGAUUUUGCAGAAAGUCCGCCCUCUCUUGGAAAAUGUCGAUGUUCUCGUGCUUCCGACUGCUCCUUUGACGCCUACCAUUGAACAAGUCCAAAAGGAUCCUAUCGGUGUCAACUCUUGUCAAGGCACAUACACCAACUUUGUCAAUUUGGCCGACUUGUCUGCCUUGGCCGUACCUGCCGGUUUCCGUAAAGACGGCGUUCCUUUCGGCAUCACUUUCCUUUCCCAAGCCUACAACGACUAUGCGUUGUUAGACUUUGCCGAAAAAUACAUGAAGGCAUACACGGCCGAAAUUCCUCGUCUCCAAGGCUGCCUCGACAAGCCUGUCGGGUUACGGGACGAGAUUUUCUCUCCUUUCUCCUUGCCCAAGCCCGUGUUAUCAAAAACCGUCACCUUGGCCGUUGUCGGCGCCCACUUGAAAGGUUUCCCCUUGCACUGGCAAUUGGAAAAAGUGCAUGCCACUUUUGUCGAGGCCACAACCACUCUGAGCAACUAUCGCUUGUAUGCCUUGGCGAAGAGCGGGCCUGUUGCUAAGCCUGGCCUUAGAAGAGUCAGCGACGGAGUGAAGAUCGCUGUCGAGGUGUACGAGAUUCCAGAAGAGAACUUUGGCCGUUUCAUCUCCUAUGUGCCAGAACCUUUGGGUAUUGGUUCGGCUGAGUUGGCCUCGGGAAAAUGGGUCAAGUCUUUUAUCUGCGAAGAAGUUGGCUAUACUCUGGGUGCCACGGACAUUUCCGAGUUUGGCGGCUGGAAACGCUACCACGAGCAUCUUGCACGGAGCAAAAAGCCAUUUGAGUCUGUUCUUGUCGCCAACAGAGGAGAAAUUGCUGUCCGCAUAAUCAAAACUUUGAAAAAAUUGCAAAUCCGUGCCAUCGCUGUCUAUUCUGACCCUGACCGGUACUCUAAGCAUGUUCUUAUGGCCGAUGAGGCGAUUGCCUUGGGCGGAACCUCUGCCGCAGAAACGUAUAUCAACAUUGAAAAGAUUAUCAAUGCCGUGAGAAAAAGUGGUGCACAAGCAGUCAUUCCGGGCUACGGUUUCUUGUCAGAAAACGCCGAUUUUGCCGACCGCUGUGCUCGUGAAAAGAUUGUUUUUGUUGGCCCAUCCGGCGAUGCCAUUAGAAAGCUUGGAUUGAAACAUUCGGCAAGAGAAAUUGCCGAGAAGGCUGGUGUUCCGCUUGUUCCAGGUUCUGGCCUUGUGUCUUCACCAGAGGAAGCCAGACGUAUUGCUGCUGCCCUCGAAUACCCUGUGAUGGUCAAAUCGACCGCUGGAGGUGGAGGUAUCGGAUUGCAGAAGGUUGACUCAGAAGAGGACAUUGAGCGUGUUUUCCAAACCGUUCAACAUCAAGGCCAGUCUUACUUCGGUGAUGCCGGUGUGUUUUUGGAACGUUUUGUCGAGAAUGCUCGUCACGUUGAAAUUCAAAUGUUCGGUGACGGAUACGGAAAGGCCAUCGCUUUGGGCGAGCGUGACUGUUCGUUGCAGCGCCGUAACCAGAAGAUUGUCGAAGAAACACCAGCACCAAACUUGCCUGAAGCGACUCGCCAGAAAAUGCGUUCGGCCGCUGAAGCAUUGGGUUCGCUGAUGAACUAUAAGUGUGCUGGAACUGUCGAGUUCAUCUAUGACGAGCGCAGAGACGAAUUUUACUUUUUGGAAGUCAACGCCCGUUUGCAAGUCGAGCACCCCAUCACCGAAAUGGUCACCGGGCUCGAUUUGGUUGAAUGGAUGUUGUUGAUUGCCGCAGACACCCCACCAGACUUUUCUCAGAAAAUCACAGUCACCGGCGCCUCCAUGGAAGCCCGUUUGUAUGCUGAAAACCCAGUGAAGGGCUUUGUUCCUUCCCCUGGGCAGCUUUCAGACGUCAAGUUCCCUCUGUUUGCCCGUGUGGACACUUGGGUGGAGAAGGGAACCGUUGUGAGUGCCGAGUACGACCCCACAUUGGCGAAGAUCAUUGUCCACGGCACAGACCGUGCCAAUGCCCUCCAAAAGUUGCGCCAGGCGCUUGACGAAACUGCAGUUUCGGGCUGUGUCACCAACAUCGACUAUCUUCGGUCCAUCGCCCACUCGGACAUGUUUGCAUCUGCGCAAGUAUCCACCAAGGUUUUGGAUUCCUAUGAUUACCGUCCAGCUGCCUUUGAAAUUGUGGCCCCUGGUGCUUACACAACUGUGCAAGACUUGGGUCGUAAAGGUUACUGGCACAUUGGUGUUCCUCCAUCAGGAUGCAUGGAUGAAUACGCUUUCCGUCUCGCUAACAGAGCAGUGGGCAAUGCUCCAGCGUCUCCGGGCUUGGAAAUUACCUUGGCUGGCCCGCUGUUAGUGUUCCAUUGUGAUGCAGUGGUUGCAGUGGCUGGAGGCGAGACCGACGUGAAAGUGAAUGGUACUGCCGUCUCCCAAUGGGCGCCAGUUCUGGUGAAGAAGGGCGACAAGCUCGAGAUUGGCAAGUUGCGUGCGGGCUGCCGUGCAUACUUGGCCGUUCGGGGCGGAAUCGACGUUGCAGAAUACUUGGGCCUGAGAUCGACAUUUGCUCUUGGAAACUUGGGUGGUCACAAUGGCCGCGUGUUGAAAGUCGGUGACGUUUUAUUCUUGGCCCGUCCGGAAUUGCCUAGCUGCACUUUGCCCGGUCCAGUUUCGGCACCUGAAAGCGUGCCCAAGUCGCUUGUCCCUGCUUACCCUAACCAGUGGCGUGUGGGUGUGACCUGCGGUCCUCACGGUGCCCCAGAUUUCUUUACCGAAAAAUCCGUGGAGCAGUUUUUCGCCUCGCCAUGGAAAGUGCACUACAACUCGAACAGAUUUGGUGUGCGGUUGAUUGGCCCAAAGCCAGAAUGGGCCCGUAAGGACGGAGGAGAUGCUGGAUUGCACCCUUCGAAUGCCCACGACUAUGUUUACUCGCUUGGUGCAAUCAACUUCACAGGUGACGAGCCAGUGAUUUUGACAUGCGAUGGACCUUCGCUUGGUGGAUUUGUUUGUAUGGCUGUGGUGGCAGAAGCGGAAAUGUGGAAGAUCGGCCAAGUCAAGCCGGGCGACUCGAUCCAGUUUGUGCCUCUCAGCUACGCCGAAGCGAGAAAGUUGAAGGCCGAGCAAGACAAGGCAAUCGACUCCUUGUCGGGCGACUUACCAGACUUCACUGCCUUGCCUGCUCCUGAAGAGCCUGUAUUGGCCCGCUUGGAAAAAUCGGCGGCUCCAUCCAUCGUCUAUCGCCAGGCUGGUGAUCGGUACAUCUUGGUAGAGUAUGGUGAAAAUACCAUGGACCUCAAUGUCGCUUACCGGGUGCACAAGUUGAUUGAGAUGGUGGAACAGUUGUCUGUCCACGGCGUGGUGGAGAUGUCUCGUGGUGUUCGUUCUGUGUUGAUUGAAUACUGCGACAUCAGCCAGCAGCAGUUGUUGCAGACGUUGCUUUCUCUUGAAAAGGAAAUCGUCUUUGUCAACAAGUGGAAAGUGCCCUCGCGCGUGAUUCGCUUGCCCAUGGCUUUUGAAGAUGAGAAAACUUUGGGCGCCGUGAAAAGAUACCAGGAAACUAUCCGCAGCUCAGCACCUUGGUUACCCAACAACGUGGACUUUAUUGCGUCCAUCAACGGAAUGGAACGUGACUCCGUCCGCGACAUGUUGUACUGUGCUCGGUUUAUGGUUUUGGGUCUCGGUGAUGUUUUCUUGGGAGCUCCUUGUGCUGUUCCUUUGGACCCAAGACACCGUCUUUUGGGCACAAAGUACAAUCCUUCGCGUACCUUCACUCCAAACGGAACUGUUGGUAUUGGUGGCUCUUACAUGUGUAUUUACACCAUGGAAUCUCCAGGUGGAUACCAAUUGGUGGGCCGUACCAUCCCAAUCUGGGACAAGCUCACUUUGGGUGUACACUCCAAACAUCCAUGGUUGUUGAACCCAUUCGACCAGAUUGAGUUCUACCCUGUUUCUGAGGCCGAAAUUGACGCAAUGACCCGUGAAAUGGAAGCUGGUAAGUUCUCUGUUGAGAUUGAGGAUUCUGUUUUUGAUCACGAACAGUACUUGCACUGGAUCCAAGAGAACUCUGCUUCGAUCGAGGAGUUCCAGCGCAACCAGGGCGGCGAGAAACUUGAGGAAUUCAGCCGUUUGAUUCAAGUGUCUAACGCAGAGUUGGAGUCCUCGAGCUCCGGUCCUGACUUGUCAACGUCAGAGUUUAGUGACGAUGCCGUCAUGGUUUACUCAGAGUAUUCUGGUAGAUUCUGGAAACCUUUGGUUGAAGUGGGCGACGAAGUUAAAGAGGGCCAAGGCUUGAUUGUGGUGGAAGCCAUGAAGACAGAAAUGGUGGUGCUGGCUCCAAAGGGCGGGAAGGUGGUGAAGAUUUUCCACAAGAAUGGUGACAUGGUGGAUGCUGGCGAUUUGGUUGUGGUUGUAGAGUAG